AUGAAGAUGGAAAGGACAUUGCAAGGACAAGUGAUCACCACCCUAAUUGACUUAGGUGCGACACAUAAUUUCAUAUGCACAAAGUUAUGUGCACACCUCAAGGUACCUUACACAAAAGCCAUGAAUUAUGAAAUCUUUAUUGAGAAUGGAGAGGCCUCUAGGGUAACAAAAUUCGCAAGGGUAUUUUUCAUACAAGUCCAAGGCUUAGACAUCAUUGAAGACUUCCUACCACUCACAUUAGGGAGCACAGAUGCGAUAUUAGGAAUGCAAUGGCUCAGCUCAAUGAGAUGGAUGCAUGUGAAUUGGGGGAAUUAACCAUGAAGUUUAUGGUAAAUGGCAUGGUGAAAGUCUUCAAAGGAGAUCUGAAACUGUCAAAUCAAAACUCUCCCUAAAGAUAUUGUAGAAAAUCAUCAGCAGACAGCCUCUAAUCCUCUCGGAGUUACAUUAGGUGCAACUACAACCCUAAUUAGUGAGUACUAAGACCACCAGAAUUGAAUCUAAAUUCAAAUAAUUAUUUUCAUUUGUGUUUUCUCCAAUAAUUAGAUUACUACUAGAGCAUGAGGUGGAUUAUUCCAUCAACAUUAUUUUUGGUAUUAGACCGGUGAACCUAUGUCCAUAUUUGUAUUCCUACUUCUAAAAGGAUGAAAUUGAGAAGUUGGUACAAGAGUUCCUAGCAGCAAGAUUUAUUCAACCCUCACGAAGCCUUUAUGUAAGCCCUAUCCUAUUAGUGAAGAAAAAAGAUUGGGGAUGGUGAUUAUAUGUGGAGUAUAGUGCCCUAAACAAGGUAACAAUCCCCAAUAGAUACCCUAUACCUAUUGUGGAUGAGCUGCAAGGUAUAAGUAUUUUCUCUAAGCUAAAUUUAAAGUAGAGAUAUUAUCAAAUUUGCAUGAAGGCCUUAGACAUCUAAAAGACUGCCUUUAAAACCCACAAUGGGCAUCAUGAAUUUAUCAUCAUGCCUUUCGAUCUCUCCAAUGCACUGGCUACUUUCCAAUCACUUAUGAACAAGUUGUUCCGGCCUUUUCUAAAAAAAUUUGUACUCGUACUUUUUUAUAACCUCUUAGUAUAUAGUCAAAAUCCACAAGAUCACAAAGAACAUUUGAUAUAGAUCUUUAUUGUCCUAUCCAAGAAUAACCUCCAUAUCAAUGUGAACAAGUGCAAAUUUUCCCAACUUUGUAUUAAAUAUCUAGGCUACUGGAUUUCUACUAAAGGUGUGGCAACAAACAAAGGAAAGAUCUCAACCAUGAUCAAUUUGCUGCUAUGA
Spirodela intermedia is the source of this 1261-nucleotide messenger RNA. NCBI's taxonomy places the organism in Eukaryota, Viridiplantae, Streptophyta, Magnoliopsida, Alismatales, Araceae. The record is from the annotation of a GenBank genome assembly.